AAGAUGGGAGUUGAAGUCCAAACUAUCACUCCUGGCGAUGGAAAAAACUUCCCAAAGAAGGGACAGAGGCUGGAAAUGCACUACACUGGAAAGUUGGCUUCCAACGGUGAAGAGUUUGACUCAUCUUUCAAACGCAACAAACCCUUCCAAUUUGUCAUUGGAGUUGGACAAGUCAUCCGUGGCUGGGAUGAAGGUGUCAUGAAGAUGAGCGUUGGAGAGAAAGCAAAGCUCAUCAUCUCCUCUGACUACGGCUAUGGAAGCCAAGGAGCAGGAGGCGUUAUUCCCCCGAAUGCGGAUCUCAUCUUCGAGGUCGAGCUUCUUCGCAUCAUCGGGUAAACCGUGACGAUAGCCGGAUCGGAACGUACGGUCGUUGGUGCGGCAGGAAGCGUAGACCAGGGCCCGACCGUUGGACUAGCAGUUGCUCCACACAAAGACGCUGACAAGUGAAUAAUACACUCAGAUGAAUGC
Messenger RNA from Guillardia theta CCMP2712, 468 nucleotides. Its product is annotated as FKBP-type peptidyl-prolyl cis-trans isomerase. Lineage: Eukaryota; Cryptophyceae; Pyrenomonadales; Geminigeraceae. The transcript is spliced from 7 exons. Gene Ontology annotation, molecular function: peptidyl-prolyl cis-trans isomerase activity. The record is from RefSeq and is a predicted model, not a curated record. Bases 4 to 336 code for a protein of 110 amino acids.